Molecule: messenger RNA, 4707 nt
Organism: Arachis ipaensis
Lineage: Eukaryota; Viridiplantae; Streptophyta; Magnoliopsida; Fabales; Fabaceae
Molecular function (GO): protein binding
Source: RefSeq, a predicted model, not a curated record
UCGUUUUGGUUGUGCUGAAUCCUAACUCCACUACUCCACUCCAGUCCAGCCCUAACUCCAGAGUCCAGUCUCCAGGAACGCUCUCUGCCUCUCUCACACUCAGUCCUGAGCUCCUCUCAUCGAGCUCCUGGUCCUCCCUCACUCCCGUCCAGCCACCGCCGGCUCCCUCACUUCCCCUCCAUCGCGCAGCCACCGUGCAAACGUGCAAGCCUCCGUCGCGCAGGCAUGGUCCCGCCGGUGCUAGCUCUGUUCCACCGCAGCCACUGCCCCGUUCGAAGGUGCUCCUCUUCUCGGUGUCUUCCUCUUGCGUGCUCUGUUCAAGGCUUCUAGGUUCUAGCUUUUAGACCGGUAAACCAGUGAACCAGUGACUAGAACGGUUCGAUGACCGGUCCGUUUCUCAGAACCUUGGUUCUCAGUCCUCACCUCAAGCCCUGAACGCCUCCCAUUCCUCUACACUGCAGUUCCUCACCCCCAGAACAGUCACAGAAGUCUCCCCACCCCCGCAAGGAGUGAGAAUCAGCGCUGCCAGUUGUUGCGCUCAAACCCUAGCCUCCAUAGUUGCCGUCGUUCUUCUCACCGCCGCCGUCCCGCCAUUCUUCGCCAGCUUCUUUUCUUCGCGCGUCGUCAGCUUCUUCGCCUAGUCCAGCACGCCUUGUCGUCUGCCGCCAGGUCCAGUUCGUCGCAUCGCCAGUUUCUUUGCCUGGUCCAGUUUUGUCAUCCGUUGCGUCGCUAGGUCCAGCUUCGUCGUCCAUCGUGUGCUCCUCGUUGCCGCCAGCUUCUCCGCGUCACAUUCUUGCUCCUUCUCCUUCAUACUCUGCUCGUUUGAAGACCACCGAAGUUUCCCACUUUGCUCCUCGCACUACCUUGCGACCUCGCCUCCUACUUUUUCGAUCCUGUCUCAGUCUUGCUGACGCUCUGCUCUCUCCAGUGCUGGUGUAUUCUUCGUUGGCCUGUUUUCCCCCCUCUGGUGACUCACUUGCCGUCCUGUGUUAUCUGUUUUCGCCUCUCCUCCGCUUCUGCAUUCUAUCUGAUCUCCACGCUUCUGUUCCCCCGCCGGCGCUUCCUCUGAGCUCUGCUGUGCUGCUCCACCCCUUCUGCUAGUGAAUAGUUUUAUAUUAAAGGUUAUGUAAAUAUGAGAGGAAGUGGGAUUCCCAUCUCUGCAGUGUGCAAUUACUUCUCAACCCUUCACAGCAGCAAACAACAUUCGUUUCAGUAACCACAGUUUUCAAGUAAGCACACUUUUCAUUUCAACAGUAGUUCUCACCACAAUCAACCUUUUAGUAUUUUCCGCUUCCUUUCUCCGUGGAUUAACAAUGACUCCAAAACCCUUCCUUAACCCUUCACCAAUCUUUUCAUUUCGCACCUUCCAUGCUCCUUCAGCUUCAAUAGAAUCACAGUUAAGGUUUCUUAUUGAGAAAUCCAACCCUCACUCACUUUCUGAAGCCAUUUCCCUCUUCCACCGUGCCGUUGAUUCCGGUUCGGUGCCGAAUGAAUCCGCUUGCAACACCCUCAUCGAUAACCUGCGGAAGCAGAAGCUCUAUGACUCAGUCGUGUUGGUUUAUAGUGCGAUGGUCCGUGUCUCUGUUCUGCCAAGGUUCACUUCCUACAGUGCUUUGAUUGAGAGUUUUGUCAAUUCCCAGAAGCCGAAUUUUGCUUUCGCCGUAGUGGGGAUGAUAAUCAAGCGUGGUUUUGGGGUCAAUGUGUAUAAUAUGAACCUUGUGUUGAAAGGAUUUGUUAAGAACGGUGAUUGUGAGAAGGCCAUGUGCUUGUUUCAUGAGAUGAAGAGGAAUUAUGUGUGCCCUGAUAGAGUUAGUUACAAUACCCUAUUGAAUGGGUUGUGUAAAGCAAAGAAAUUGGUGGAGGCUAGGGCAUUUUUUCGGGUGAUGAAGGGUGCGGAAGAGGAAUGCCAGCCGAAUUCAGUUACCUUUGGUGCUUUGAUUGAUGGCCUUUGUAAGAAUGGUGAAGUUGAUGAGGGUUUUAAUUUGAUGGAGGAGAUGGGGAAGGAAGGUUUGGAUGCUGAUGUUUUUGUAUAUAAUUCUCUAAUUGGUGGAUUUUGUAACAAAGGUGACAUUGGGAGGGGUAAGGAACUCCUUGAUGAGAUGUUGAGAAAGGGGACUUCGCCGAACGUGGUUACCUAUAGCUGUUUGAUGCAUGCCCUUUGCAAGAAUGGGCAGUGGCAAGAAGCUUCGAAGAUGCUGAAUGAUAUGGUGUCUCGUGGAAUCCAGCUUGAUGUUGUUGCUUAUACAGUUGUCAUUGAUGGGCUUUCCAAGAACGGGAGGGUGUCUGAUGCGAUGAGAGUGUUGGAUUUGAUGAUGCAAAAGGGGGAAGAAGCAAGUGCUGUAACUUACAAUGUCAUGAUAUGUGGACUUUGUAAGGAAGGUCGGUUAGAUGAUGCACUCAAGAUUAUUGAAAUGAUGGCGGAUAAGGGGAAGAAACCUGACACAGUUACCUACAACACAUUGUUGCAGGGACUAUUUAGAGUUGGGAAAAUUGAACAAGCAGUGCACCUUUGCAAGUGGUUAUUGAAUAAGAAAUCUCAUAUUAAGCCUGAUGUCUUCACGUAUAAUCUUGCAAUUCAGGGACUUUGCAAAUCAGGAUGUCUUGGUGAUGCUGCAAGUAUCUAUAAUACAAUGAUUCGAAGGGGGGUAGCGGGUAAUGUAGUAACUUAUAAUUCCUUGAUUGGUGGUUAUCUAAAUGCUGGAAAACUUGUUAAGGCACUAGAACUUUGGAAAUGUGUAAUCGACUUAGGAAUUUCCCCCAAUGCAUUGACUUAUAGUGUCAUGAUUAAUGGUUUGUGCAAAAUACAGAUGCUUAGUAUUGCAAAAGGACUUCUCAAUAAAAAAUUAGCUCAUGGAAUUAGACCCUCGGUGACUGAUUAUAAUGCUGUAAUGGCUGCAUUGUGCAAGGAAAGUAGUUUGGAUCAGGCAAAGAGAUUAUUUCAAGAAAUCAGGAAUGUGAAUCAAUGUCCGGAUGUUUCAUCCUUUAAUAUUAUAAUUGAUGGAACUCUCAAAGCAGGAGACUUUCAAUAUGCAAAGGAAUUGCUAUCCGAUAUGGUUAAGAUGGAUUUGGUUCCUGAUUCCAUCACCUUUUCAAUAUUGAUUAACAGGUUCGCAAGACUCGAGCAGUUGGAUGUUGUCAAGUCACUCUACGAGAGAAUGAUUGCUUUUGGCCAUGUACCGGACGCGAUUGUAUUUGAUACAUUGCUAAAGGGUUAUAGUUUAACGGGAGAGACAGAAAACAUCAUUCCAUUGCUUCAUCAAAUGGCUGAUAAGGGUGUUGUUCUGGACUCGAAAUUAACUUCUACCAUCUUAAAUUGUCUUUGUAACAUGUCAAAAGAUUUUGAUAUUAAAAGCAUUCUUCCGAAGUUUUCUCAACCUACAUCGAAAGAAACAAGCAUUCCAUGCAAUGAAUUCUUGAAAAAACUUCAUAAGAUUCAUCCAGAGUUACAAUUAUUUGUUUCAUGAUAAGUAUUUUUAUGAAGAAUGAGAUGAUGAUACUAAUAAGUUCUGUACUGUCUUUCAUUAUUUUAAUCAAGUACUUUUCUUUCUCAGGUUAAUUAAUCUAUUUUGUUGGUUAGGUUUGGUUUCAUUUCAGAUUUCUGUAUGACUUACACUAUAAUACCUUUUUGAAUCUCUAAUUUUGGUUAGGUAAGAAACUUGUAUGCUUCCUGCUUAGAUGUGGGUUGCUUUCCCAUUGAAUAAUACAUUGGUAUUUGAAUAGUACAUAUUUCUGUUAAUCAUGUGAAUAUUCUGUCAUAUGUAUGUGACAUUCAAAGACAACUUUUUGUCUUAGAUGGAUGAACAUUUGAAUGAUGUAAAUGCAAAUAUAGAUAGUGAGAAAUAUCAACCAAAGUUGAUCCACAUUCUAUUAUUUUAACAAACAAUGACUUGAUAGACAUGAAAUUUCUGGAACAUGCAGAAUGAUUUGGAUAAGAGUUGAAUGCUAGGUAAUAAUUGCAUUGCAUGAUAGCAUUGGAAUGUGUUUAACACCUUUACUGAGAUACUACGUCAUAAUAUUUAGCUUAUAUCGUUUCUUUUCAUUUUUUAAUCAAAAAAUGAUAUAGCUUAUAUUAGUUAUCUUUUGGAGCAAUGGCUUUUUCAUUUGUCCCCAUAAUUCCCUUCACUCUAAAAUGUAAGAAAGAUUCCUAGUUUAAAUUCUUCAAUUCUUGUACUGUGUUCCAAAUAUAUGUAUGCCUUGUGGGUUUGUGUAUGAGCUAUAUGUAAUUUCAUGUUUUUUUUUCUACCUUGCUUUUCCAUUGUUGCUAUUUCAAAUGGCAGGAAAGCAUCAAUUUUGAAGUCCGGAAUCACAAAUUGAUUCAUUUCUAGAUAAAGAAUAUGACAGUUAUUAGGGAUGAUGAUGAGUGUUUGCACUAGUAUCUGGUGGUACAAGUAGUCAAUCAUUGCUAACCCCAAGUCCAUUAAUCUUGGGAAUUGAAACCUCAUUUGACUAUGAUUUACAAGGACAAGCUGAUUCAUUAUGCUAGUUUUACUAUGGUGCAGUUGGGCAGUGUUCACGAAAAAUUCCAAAAAGAAAAGGAAAAGAGUGAAGCAGAGGAGUCACACUCACACUCGUAGGCUUUUGAGACGACGCCCUUCCCUUCUUCAAUGUCUCAGUCGGUUGUUGUCGCUAGAGAAGAGCAGUGGCUGGUUUGAUCUUUUUGUGUGCAGGGUUCCAUCCAGAAGAAUGGAGGGUGCGAAACGGUUACAA